Messenger RNA from Drosophila innubila, 2920 nucleotides. It is a transcript of the gene lt, whose product is annotated as vacuolar protein sorting-associated protein 41 homolog. The record is from RefSeq and is a predicted model, not a curated record. NCBI's taxonomy places the organism in Eukaryota, Metazoa, Arthropoda, Insecta, Diptera, Drosophilidae. Gene Ontology annotation, biological process: vesicle-mediated transport; endosomal vesicle fusion; macroautophagy. The coding region runs from base 97 to 2601 and encodes 834 amino acids. Gene Ontology annotation, cellular component: late endosome; HOPS complex. Gene Ontology annotation, molecular function: protein binding. The transcript is spliced from 12 exons.
UCGAUAUUAUAAUCUAUUUUCUCCAGCUCUAAUAAACAGCUGUUGACCCAAGAUGUUUUGAUAAAGAACGCGAAUGAAAACGAAAAAUUUAAUACAAUGGCCGAUACUAUGCCAAUUAGCAGCGAUUCAGGCACCGAAGAGGAGGAGGAGGUGGAGCCAAAGUUCAAAUAUCAGCGUAUUGGCAAUGAUUUGAAGAACAUACUCAACAAAGAUAUCAUCACCUGCAGUGCGGUGCAUUCAAAGUUUCUUAUAUUUGGCACAUUGCAAGGUAGGGUAUAUCUGUUGGAUCACCAGGGCAACGCAGUGGAGUCAAAUCUAAGUAGCGGGAGUCAUCAUACACAUAAAGUGGCCGUGAACCACAUUGAUGUGGAUCCGAAAGGCGAAUAUGUAGCCACAUGCUCCGACGACGGCCGUGUCAACAUUACGGGCUUGUUUAGCUGUGAGAACAAUCACAGUCUCAGUUAUGGCAAGCACAUAAAAUCGGUUGCCUUGGAUCCCGAAGUUAAAUCGGGUGUGCGUCGAUUCAUUGUGGGCGAUAACAAACUCACAUUGUAUGAGCGAAAUCUGCUGCAGAGACUGAAACCAAGUGAAUUGUGUGCAGUGGAAGGAAGCGUUUUGUCCAUUUGCUGGCAGGGUAACUUUGUGGCCUGGGCCAGUCAUUUGGGUGUGCGUGUUUAUGAUCUGAGUGAAAAAUGUUCGCUUGGCCUUAUGAAAUGGGAGGUGCCACAGGAUUCACGUCUUGAGAACUUUCGUUGUCAUCUACGUUGGCCCAAUGCCACCACGCUUCUUAUAGGCUGGGUGGAUACUAUAAGAAUUUGUGUAAUUCGCAAACGCAAUGUCAUCGAAGCCUCCUCUAGUAAUUUACCCGGUUUCAUUGUCGACCCAGUCUCAACAUUUCAAACGUCAUUCAAUAUUUGUGGGCUGGCUCCGCUGGCCGUCAACCAAUUGGUUGUUUUGGGCUGUCGCAAGGAAAAAAGUGCCGACAAAAAGCCACUGCGUCCGGUACUUUGCGUUAUUGAGUACAAAAAUAACACCUGCGAGGAAAUAUGCACAGACAGUCUCUCACUACGUGGUUUCGAGGAGUAUACAGUCAACCACUAUAGUCUUGGCUGCAUUAUCGAGGAAAAUCGUUACUUUAUUAUAGCGCCCAAGGAUAUUGUGGUGGCCAGCCUUAUUGAAACGGACGAUCGUGUGGAAUGGCUAAUUAAGCACAAUAAAUUCGAGGAAGCGAUGGAGAUAUCUACACGUGGAGGCAGCUUGCCACUGCUGUCCGUAGCCAGAUUGUAUAUAAACCAUUUGUUGACGCUGAAGAAAUACGAAGACGCUGCCAAGCUUUGUCUACGCGUCCUGGGCAACAACAAAGCUCUGUGGGAGGAGGAAGUCUUCAAGUUUGUCAAGUGUCAGCAGUUGCGCUGUGUUAGUGCGUAUUUGCCCACAUCGGAGGAUUGCAAACUGGAUCCACAUGUCUAUGAAAUGGUGCUCUAUGAGUUUCUAAAAUUCGACGUAAACGGUUUCCUCAAUCUAAUAAAGGAGUGGCCUCCCCAUCUAUACGAUGGAAAGGCCGUGAUUAACGCCAUACACGAUUACUUCCGUAAAGAGGAUGCCAAUGUGAUGCUGGAGUCCUUGGCCCUGUUGUAUUCCUACCAAGGCAAUUAUGAGAGUGCCUUGCGCAUGUACUUGAAAUUGCAGAACAAGGAUGUCUUUGAGCUAAUAAGGCGCUUUGAGCUUUACGAUGUCAUCUCUAAACUAAUCAUUCCACUCAUUGAACUAGAUCGAGAAGGUGCCUUUAAAAUAUUAUUGGAUACAAGUAAAAUAAAGCCCGAGGUUGUAGUACAUCAAUUGGAACAAAAUCAGGAAUAUCUUUACUGGUACUUGGAUGCCCUGGAGAAGACUGACAGUUACGGGGCAUUCCAUCAGAAACUCGUUGUACUCUAUGCUAAGUAUGAUCGAUCGAAGCUGUUGCCGUUUCUCCGACGCUCGAAUGAUUAUGUUAUGCAGGAAGCUCUAGCAAUUUGCAAACGCGAAGGAUUCCAUCCAGAGAUGGUCUAUUUGCUGGGUCGCAUGGGCAGUGUCGUGGAGGCUCUAAAUAUAAUCAUACACAGUAUAAAGGACAUUGAAAUGGCAAUUGAGUUUUGCAAGGAACACAAUGAUGAUGAUCUAUGGAAUAAGCUCAUUGACGAGUCCACACAACAACCUGAAAUAGUAACCAAAGUUCUAGAUGGAAUAGUGGACUACGUCAAUCCGGAGUUGGUGGUUAGCAAGAUCAAAUUGGGUCAGAAAAUACCACAUCUGCAAGAGUCUCUCGUCAAAAUGCUGUGGCACUACAAUCUUCAGGAGAAAGUGACGAAAUUGGCGCACCAAAUCCAAUUGACCGACUACUUCGACACUCACUCUGAGGUAGUGACGAUGCAGCGGCGUGGACGACAUGUCUCUUAUGAUCAAGCGUGUUCUGCUUGCUGUCGUCCAUUGAUCACAAAUGAUACCAUGCCUAAAAAUGGUCUGACAGUGUUCAACUGCGGCCACAUUUAUCAUGAAGCGUGCUUGACUGACAAUCGUUGUGGACAGUGCUUGGACUGGGACACUAUUCUCGCGGAGAGUUAGACGACAGUAGUCUAGUCGUCCCUCCACCCCGACAAAUCAUGAAAAACAAGUCUGAAUGCGGUUUAUUACCAUAUGUACAAGGCUAUUAUGGAAAAUGUUAGUAAUAGACUGAUGAAAGCAUCUGCAACAUUACAAGAUAUAUUAGUAUAUUCCGUUUCAGUAUCAACAGCCGCUUAUGCAAUGUCCGUCUGACUAUUUGUUUGUUCGUCUUAGAACUUGAAAACCCCAAGAGCUUUAAUAACGAAAUUCUUGAUACUUCCUAGCUUGUUAAAAUGAAAACACUAUUUUAAAAAUAUAACCUUGAACUUUGGUAUCUUUA